UGUUUAUUGAUUUUUCCUUCUGUUCUUUCCACCUAUGUGUGUGUGUCUCUGUGAUGUUUAUAAAAAAAAACAAUAAAUUUUUUUAGAAAAUAUCUGGAUGUUCCAGGUUUGUUAUUCGAUUCAGAGCAAAACGAUUAAGUGUUUAAAUGGAUUUAGAUUUACAGUAAAUAUCCAGAUAGAGAGAAAGAAGGAUAAGGAGAGAAGAAAACGAUUACUUUCUUCUAUUCUUGUUCAUUACAACCUUAUAAUCUCAACAUUUGUUUUUUUUCUUUUGUUCUCUCUUUCUUACAUAUUUCUUUUGGAUUUCGUUGUCUUUUUUUUUUCUCUCUUUUCUUCUCCUCUCUCUCGCUCGAUUUCAAUUUGGGCGAGAAAGGAGCGGUCUUUUGUCUUUCCUGGGUUUAUCAGCUAGAUCCCUCUUGCCUAAAGUUUGUAACUUUCUUAGGGUUUUCUUCUGAUUUCCUCUCUCUCGGGGUUAAUUCUGCUCAAAAAUGUAAGCCCUUCUCCUUUUAUUUCGUUUGUUAGAUUUUGUUUUGCUUGAUCUGAUUCUGUUAUGUAAUUUUGGGUUCAGGGUUUGAUUCAGAGGCAAAUCUGGUUUUGUUUAGACAAUAAAGUUCGGGACUUUUUGACAUACUCACAGCUGGUUUUUAGCUUUGGUUCUUAUAGAGAGUAAUAGUAGUGAAGGGUUUGUGCCAAUAGUUAGAAAUGAUCAAACAGAUAUUUGGGAAAUUACCUAGAAAGCCUUCCAAAUCAUUGCAGAAUGACUCCAAUGGUGAAGGAGGUGUUAAUAAUUCUUAUUAUGCUUCGAAUUCGAGUACUACUAGUAUCUCUAAACCUUCUUCAACAUCUUCGAAAUCAUCAUCAGCCUCGGGUUCGCGUGUAGCUAAUGGAACUCUUGCUCCUAACUCAAUGAGCUCUAAUAGGAAUACUAAUCAAGGGAAGAAACCAUUGGGAGGAGAUGCUGUUGUACAAGCUGGACCGUUUCCGUCUUCUGGUGGGGUUUAUGAGGCUUUGCCUAGCUUUAGAGAUGUUCCUAUAUCGGAGAAACCGAAUCUCUUUAUCGGGAAGUUGAGUAUGUGCUGUGUUGUUUUUGACUUUAGUGAUCCGUCUAAGAACCUUAAGGAGAAAGAGAUUAAGAGGCAGACAUUGCUUGAGCUUGUUGAUUAUGUUGCAUCAGUUGGUUUUAAGUUUAACGAUGUUUCGAUGCAAGAGUUAACGAAGAUGGUAGCGGUUAAUCUGUUUAGAACUUUUCCUUCUGCGAAUCACGAGAGUAAAAUUCUUGAAAUACAUGAUAUGGAUGAUGAAGAACCUUCUUUGGAGCCAGCUUGGCCUCAUGUUCAAGUUGUGUAUGAGAUUCUUCUCAGAUUCGUGGCUUCUCCCAUGACUGAUGCAAAGCUUGCCAAGAGAUAUAUUGACCAUUCUUUUGUCUUGAAGCUCUUAGACUUGUUUGAUUCUGAAGAUCAAAGAGAGAGGGAAUAUCUAAAAACUAUUCUGCAUCGGGUGUACGGGAAGUUCAUGGUGCAUCGACCUUACAUCAGAAAGGCGAUAAACAAUAUCUUCUACAGAUUCAUAUCCGAGACUGAAAAGCAUAAUGGCAUUGCGGAGUUGCUAGAGAUUCUUGGAAGUAUAAUUAAUGGUUUUGCUUUGCCUUUAAAAGAAGAGCACAAGCUCUUCCUUUUGCGAGCCUUGAUUCCUCUCCACAAGCCUAAAUGUUCAUCAGUCUAUCACCAACAGCUUUCGUAUUGCAUUGUUCAGUUUGUAGAAAAGGACUUCAAGCUCGCUGAUACCGUUAUUAGAGGUCUUUUAAAAUAUUGGCCUGUGACUAACAGCUCAAAGGAAGUUAUGUUUCUUGGAGAGUUAGAAGAAGUCUUGGAAGCAACUCAAGCCGCUGAGUUUCAACGUUGUAUGGUUCCAUUAUCCCGACAAAUUGCUCGAUGCCUCAACAGUUCACAUUUCCAGGUUGCUGAAAGAGCAUUGUUUCUAUGGAACAACGAUCACAUAAGAAACCUGAUCACUCAGAACCAUAAAGUGAUAAUGCCUAUAGUCUUCCCAGCUCUUGAGAGAAACACGCGUGGACAUUGGAACCAAGCAGUUCAAAGUCUGACUAUAAACGUGAGGAAAGUAUUAUGCGAGAUUGACCAAGUUCUUUUCGACGAGUGUUUAGCCAAAUUCCAAGUAGAAGAAGUGAAUAAAACAGAGGUUAAAGCGAAACGGGAAAGGACAUGGCAACGGUUAGAAGAUUUAGCUACUUCAAAGACCGUUGUAACCAACGAGGCAGUACUGGUUCCAAGAUUUGUGUCCUCAGUCAAUCUUACUACAAGCAGCUCUGAGUCCACAGGGUCGUAGUAGGCUCUCGUAGGUUACUAUGUACUUGUAACAAAUAUUUGUGGUCACUAUAGAAAUGGUUCUUGAGAGACGACUGUAUAAUUAUUUUUUUAAAUUAUAAUCUUUUGGGUC
Molecule: messenger RNA, 2454 nt
Organism: Arabidopsis thaliana (thale cress)
Lineage: Eukaryota; Viridiplantae; Streptophyta; Magnoliopsida; Brassicales; Brassicaceae
Product: Protein phosphatase 2A regulatory B subunit family protein
Exons: 2
Coding region: 703-2343 (546 amino acids)
Biological process (GO): signal transduction
Cellular component (GO): cytosol; mitochondrion; cytoplasm
Molecular function (GO): protein phosphatase regulator activity
Source: RefSeq, marked reviewed